UUUUUUUUUUUUUUAACCACCUCUGUUUAAUUUUACCUUCCUACAUACAUUCCAUUUUGAUAUUUUAAUUUUAUUUUCCUUCUAACCGACCAUAUUAUCUAAAGUUCUAUAUAACAAAUUAACAACGUAUACUCUAUAAACCAUGAGAGUUGAGGUCUGCCUAAAGAGGAAACUCAACAUUCGAUCUGCAUAGGACUACAAACCAAAAAUAAAUAAUAUUUCAAAGGGAUCCUUGACAAAAGACAAGUAUUCCUAAUAUUUUAAAACUAAUAACAACAAGCGAUAAUUACUAAUUUACAGGGCGUACACUAUAAAUUUUAAUUUCUAACGUACAUUGUACAUAUACUCCGUAUAUACACAAAUCAGAUAUCCAAUAUUUAACAAGGGUUGAGCACAAAUUGUAUAUCCGAUACAAAAUCACUUACAAAUUGAAUGUCCAAUAUUUGAAAUUGGCUUGGCGAUGAGUUCUAGGCAGUGCAGCAUGGGCGCGCGAGUUGCUCUGGCAAUUAGCCAGGAAUUAGGGCCUUUACUCGGGUGAGCCUACCUCGGUGAAUCGAUCUGUGGUGCUUGCAUUGAGAGUUUGGCGCCACUUCUUUUAUUGUCAUAUAAUUUUGGGAUGAAACCUCCUUGGACAUGUGAAGUGGACUAUUUCUCUUACUGUGAGUUCGACCCAGAUCCGUAUCUAAUGAGUAUGCAUAUUUGUCAAAGUGUGUAUAUAUUGUACAUAUACAUUUUUAUAUUCCUCCAAUAAGAUUAAUAGGCCAGGCUUCAGAUCAAUAUACAAUUAUACAACAUCAUGUUGUACCUAUCUCCCCUAUUUCUAAGUAUUAAAUUCAUAAUAUAUAUAAUAUUGUUUCACUGUCUACAAUACGUAAUAUGCAAAGUCUUUGCAUGAAUAAAUAAUUGAUCAUUAAUUCUUUGCACGUUACUCCUUACUAAAAUAGUCUUAAACCUCACAUGCAUUUCCUUAAUCUAGAUUUAUUUGCUCAAAAUAAAGGUUAUAUAUAUUCCAAAACCUCACCUCAAACUACUCUUAAUUUCAAAUUAUUCAUAUAAUACAAAGUACGAAAUACACAAAAGUCCAUGAAUAUGAGUUCAUUCGUAUCAACAAAACCACCAACUUGCAUUAAUCUUCAUAAUAUUAGCUUAAACUCAAACAUCAGAAAAUCUUCUAUAAGCUCAAAAUCAAGAUUUCAUUAUAAUCUUAGCUCCGUGAGACAAAGUCAAAGAAGGCAGCGUUCGUUAACUGUUAGAAGCAGCAUCGAACCAGUUCCGCCACCACCAACCCCUUCAAGUCCCACGCCUGCUGGAUUUCCUGGCAGGAAAGGAUGGAUAGCAGGAGCAGUCCUAGCAUUAUUGCUAUCAUUCUUGAAGGACAAAUGGGGGCCUUUGUUCUUAUUAAGAAAGGAAGUUGACCAGAGAUUACAGACGGUAGAAGAUGUGGCGGAGGGAUUGGAAAAGUUGGCGGAUAAGGUGGAGCACAUGGCUGAGGACAUUGGCGAGAAACUUCCAGAAGGAUCAUCACUUAAAAGGGUAGCUACUUUGAUUGAGGAUGCUGCUGAAAAGGUGGAAUUAGCUGCUCAUUUAACUGAUACAGCCAUUGACAAGAUUCAAGAAUUAGAAGACCAAGUGGAUUCGUAUGCAAAGUCAGAAAAAACAAAAGCAAGUCAGUCAAUUGAAGAAAAUAAUACAAGUAAUAAUAGCAAACCAGCAUCAUAAAAUCUAUAUUGUUAUUGUUAAUUAUUCGAUUUAAUGUUAUUUGAUGUUUUGUACUUCCUACUGGUUAUAUAAGUACUACUAUUGGUUGUGUGAUACUCAAGUCUCAAGUGUAUGUAACAUUUUCUUAAGAAAAAUCAUUGACAUACUUCAGUAUGUAGUUCGUAGUACUUCACUUAACUUUUUUUUUUUUUUUUUUUUUGGAACGGCUCUAACAUAUACGUAACAGUGUAAGACUGUUUAUGGCC
This is a messenger RNA of Chenopodium quinoa (quinoa), 1964 nucleotides long. RefSeq lists its product as uncharacterized. The record is from RefSeq and is a predicted model, not a curated record. NCBI's taxonomy places the organism in Eukaryota, Viridiplantae, Streptophyta, Magnoliopsida, Caryophyllales, Amaranthaceae. Bases 1084 to 1719 code for a protein of 211 amino acids. The transcript is spliced from 5 exons.